AUGGCUUAUUUUGGUGUGAGUCUGACUGGUGUUGCCUCAGAAUGGUUUAUAGACCAAGAGAUUUCCCACUGGCACAUAUGGGGUGAUAUGGCUCAUGAUUUUGUUAGACAGUUUCAGUACAAUGUCGACAUUAUGCCAGAUCGUAAUACACUCUCCAAUACAAGAAAAAAACCAAGUGAAAGCUUCAGAGAAUAUGCUAUCAAAUGGAGGGAACAAGCAGCCCGAGUCAAGCCCCCAUUAAAUGAGCAAGAAUUGGUUGAUAUCUUCAUAGAGGCUCAAGAUCCUGACUACUUCCACCACCUCACAGCCGCAAUGGGAAGACUGUUUCACACAGCAAUCAAAAUAGGGGAAAUGGUCGAAAGUGGUCUCAAAACAGGAAGGAUCGUGAGCCAGGCAGCAAUCAAAGCUACCACACAUGCCAUUCAAGGUGGUUCAACAAGUUUUGAAAAUCUAUCUCCAUCUCCGUACACGGUCUUAAAUGCUCAGUCAUAUGUGCAUCCUCCCAAUCACCCACAUUUUCGGGCCCCAUCUCAAGGAAAAUUUCUCCCACAACGGCCACCCUAUCAGGUCCCUUACAACUCUCCUCUUAUGCAGAAUUAUGCUCAAGAUCAAGCACAGAAAAAGAAAUUCACUCCAUUGGGAGAGUCGUACUCCAGCUUGUUUCAAAAGUUAAGAAAGAUAGGAGCGAUUGAGUGUAUCCCACCACAUCGUCUGAAUCCAAAUGCUCCAGGUUUCCAAGCCAAUGAAAUAUGUGAAUACCAUUCAGGAGCCCCAGGACACAGCACUGAUAAUUGUAGGACCUUGAAGGGAGCAAUAGAGAAGUUGAUCGAGCAUGGAGUUGUUGUUGUGACGGAUGAUCAAAACACUCCCAAUGUGACCAAUAACCCACUUCCAGCUGAAAACAACUUAGUGGGUAUGGUUUGUGAUGAUCAAGAGUACAAACUCCUCAGCAAAAUGGGAAAGUUGUUUAGGAAGAUCGGAGAAGAAGACAAGUCAAUGAAGAGUUUAGAACCAAUUGCAUCUCUGAGUGUGGAAGGUGUCAAUCUUGAAACCAAAUUCUUGUGCUUCCCGGGGGUUUCAAAGGGGAUUGAAGUUCGAGCAGCUAUGCCAAAGUUGUAUGUAUCAAAAGGCUUUUCAUUAACACAACAUGACCAAAGUUGCUUGACCAAGUUGAAAGAGCCUAUUUUUGUUAAGCCCGUUCAACAGCUUCCAGUAAUUGAUUCAAAGUCUGUCCCUUGGAACUAUAACAAAACCGCAGUGGUUUAUCGAGGAAAGGAGAUUGUCGAAGAAGUUGAUGAAGCGGGGGCUUUGACACUUUCUGGAAGAUGUUAUUCUCCAGAAGAAUUAAGAAAAGCGAAAAUGACUGAAAAUAUCCAAGUACCACUAAAGAAAGCAGUUACUGAGGAAGAAAAUAAGACGCCUGCACAGAUUUCACUGUUGUCUCUACUUUUGCACUCAGAAGAACAUCGUCUUGUAUUGAAUAAGGUUUUGAAUGAAGCACAUAUGCCAAAAGAGACCAAAGUAAAUCAGUUGGAGAAUAUGACAAAGCGCGUCUUCGAGUCAAACGCUAUCACUUUCACUAAUGAUGAGUUGCCCAAGAAGGGAGCUGGACACAACAAAGCUUUGCAUCUUACAGUGACAUGUCAAGGUUACUAUGUAAAGAGGGUCAUGAUAGAUGGAGGGUCAGGGGUAGACAUAUGUCCUCUUUCUACGCUGCAAAGCUUGAAAGUUAACACUGACAUAAUUUGCCCCAGUAAUGUAUUUGUGCGAGCUUAUGACGGCUCAAGGAGGGAUACCAUUGGUGAAAUCAAGUUAAACAUGACAAUUGGGCCAGUAGUCUUUACGAUUGUGUUCCAAGUAAUGGAUAUGGAAACAUCUUAUAAUUUUCUACUAGGAAGGCCAUGGAUCCACAUGGCUCGAGCCAUCCCAUCAACUCUACAUCAAGUUGUCAAGUUUGAAUACAACAAUAAGGAAAUCACCGUUCAUAGGGAAGAUGAUUCACCUAUUUAUAGAGAUCCAUCCGUCCCAUACAUUGAGGCAAAGGAAGGAUGUGAUUCUGUUGUUUACCAGUCUUUUGAGGUUGUAUCAGUCGAUCGCUUUAAAGAAGGAGAAUCUAUCAUCCAAUCAUGCAUCUUUUCUUCCGCUUCAAUGGUAGCAACGAUGAUGCUCAAAUAUGGUUAUCAACCCGGUAAAGGUUUGGGAGUAUAUUCACAAGGAAUCGUGGAUCCUAUUACUCUCUUAGGAAACCAAGGCACCUCUGGCCUCGGAUACAAACAAAGCAAGAGAAAUGUAGAUAAAGCUAACAACCACAAAAGGAUUGAUUGGUCGUUGCCACAACCAAUUCCCCAUAUUUCUCAUUCUUUUAUCAAACCUCAGGGUCCAGAAUUGAAAGAUUCAUUCACUCUUGAAUACAUUGAAGAAGUUAUUAAGGAUCUCAGUCAUUUGUUUUGUGAAGUAGAUAUGGUCCAAGUUGGUGAAGGCACAAGUCAUGCCAAUAUGCAGCUCGUGGGCUCAGGUGUUGAGUUAAGAAAUUGGGAAGCCACUCCUUUCCCCAUAAGGAAGGAGUCGUGUUCUGUAAAUGCCGGCUUUGAUAACAUGACAUGCAUGCGGAAUUCACUCCCUGAUUUCAAAGAGUUGUUUAUUCUUGAAUCACCAAGUCAAAAGGUGGAAUAUGAUGAUAAAGAGGCUUUUAUGGAAAUUAAUAGGGAACUGGAACAGUUUGAGCACAAACCGAAGCCUAAUCUUAGUGAAACUGAGACAAUCAAUUUGGGAAGUUCCGACGAUGUUAAGGAAAUAAAAAUAAGUUUACAUAUCAAUCAGGAAAUUAGAGAGGCAAUAAUACAACUUUUGUUUGAAUACAAAGAUGUAUUUGCUUGGUCUUAUGAUGACAUGUCAGGUUUGAGUGUUGAUUUAGUGGUUCAUAAGUUGCCCGUUUAUCCUGAUUUUCCACCCGUCCAACAGAAAAGAAGGAAAUUUAAACCGGACGUGAGUGAAAAAAUCAAGGAAGAAAUAAUGAAACAAUUGAAUGCAAAGGUGAUCCAAGUUAUUCGUUACACUACUUGGUUGGAAAAUGUUGUUCCUGUGCCGAAAAAGGAUGGAAAGACAAGAGUUUGUGUUGACUAUAGGGAUUUGAACAAGGCUAGUCCAAAAGACAGCUUUCCAUUGCCAAAUAUCCACUUCCUAGUUGAUAAUUGUGGAAAACACGAGAUGCAAUCUUUUGUGGACUGUUAUGCGGGGUAUCAUCAAAUCUUGAUGGAUGAAGAGGACGCUGAGAAAACUGCUUUCACCACUCCAUGGGGAACUUAUUGCUACAGGGUCAUGCCAUUUGGUCUUAAAAAUGCUGGAGCGACUUACAUGAGGGCUAUGACCACCAUGUUCCAUGAUAUGAUGCUUAAUGAAAUUGAAGUAUACGUCGACGACGUAAUCAUCAAGUCUAAAACACAAGUUGAUCAUGUGCAAGAUCUGAGAAAAUUCUUGGAAAGAGUACGAAUAUAUGACCUCAAGAUUAAUCCAGCAAAAUGUGCAUUCAAAGUUCCAUUUGGAAAACUUCUGGGUUUUAUUGUCAGUAAAAGGGGAAUCGAAUUGGAUCCCUCCAAAAUAAAAGCCAUUCGAGAUUUGCCAUCCCCGAAAAAUAAGACCGAAGUCAUGAGUCUACUUGGGAUGUUGAACUACAUCAGUAGGUUUAUUGCUCAACUCACAACCACAUGUGAGCCCAUUUUCAAACAUCUGAAGAAGGUUGCUGCUGUCAGAUGGACAGAAUAUUGUCAACGAGCUUUUGAAAAAAUCAAGGAGUAUUUGUCCAACCCUCCCGUGUUGGUACCGCCUGAACCUGAUAGGCCUCUCUUUCUAUAUCUUUCAGUAACAGAUAAUUCCUUUGGGUGUAUUCUCGGUCAACAUGAUGCUACAGGAAGGAAGGAGCAGGCUAUCUACUACUUGAGCAAGAAAUUCACUAGUUAUGAGGUCAAGUACACCCUUUUGGAAAGGACGUGUUGCGCCCUAACUUGGGUAGCUCAAAAGUUAAGGCAUUACUUAUUGUCCUACACAACUUACCUCAUAUCAAGGAUGGAUCCUUUAAAGUACAUCUUUCAGAAGCCAAUGCCAACUGGCAGACUCGCGAAAUGGCAAAUUUUGCUCACUAAAUUUGACAUUAUAUAUGUCACUCGCAUUGCAAUGAAAGUCCAAGCUUUGGCAGACCACUUGGCAGAGAACCCAGUCGAUGGUGAUUACGAACCAUUGGAUACAUAUUUUCCAGAUGAAGAGAUUAACACAAUUGAGGAAGUAGUUUCAAAUGGAAAUCAAGCCUGGCAAUUGUACUUUGAUGGAGCAACCAACACAAAAGGCACAGGUAUUGGGGCAAUUUUAAUAUCGCCCACAGGGCAACAUUACCCUGCAACAGCUCGACUUCGCUUCUUUUGUAAAAAUAACACGACUGAGUAUGAAGCUUGCAUCAUGGGUCUAAAUGUGGCAAUAGAUUUGGGUGUGCAAGAAUUAAUUGUGUUGGGAGAUUCUGAUUUGCUUAUCCGACAAGCUCAAGGCGAAUGGAAAACUCGAGACCUCAAGCUCCUUCCAUACAGACAAUGUGUGGAAGAUCUUAGCAAAAGGUUCAUGUACAUAGAGUUUAGAUACAUCCCCAGGUUUCAUAAUGAUUUGGCCGAUGCCUUGGCUACUUUGGCCUCAAUGCUUCCCUAUCUGGGAAACACUUACAUCACCCCAUUAGAGAUUCAAGUUCGGGACCAACAUGUAUAUUGUAAUACAGUGGAAGCAGAACCUGAUGGUGAGCCAUGGUACUCAGACAUCAAGAAUUUUUUGAAGACAGGGAGAUGCCCCGAACAUGCCAACAGAAGCCAAAAAAGAACUAUUAGACGUCUGGCUGUUGGUUUCUUUUUUAGCGGGGAUGUUUUGUAUAAACGAACUCCGGAUCUGAAUUUAUUGAGAUGUUUGGAUGCUGAAGAAGCCGAGAAAAUUAUGAAUGAAGUGCACGCUGGGGUAUGUGGACCACACAUGAACGGAUAUGUCCUUGCAAAAAAGAUACCCCAGGCGGGGUAUUAUUUGCUUACCAUGGAAAGGGAUUGCUUUCACUUUGUGAAAAAAUGUCAUCAAUGUCAAAUCCAUGGAGAUCUCAUUCAUUCACCUCAUUCAGAGUUGCACCCCAUGGCUGCUCCUUGGCCCUUUGUUGCAUGGGGAAUGGAUGUAAUCGGACCAAUUGAACCAAAAGCCUCUAAUGGACAUCGAUUCAUUUUGGUUGCAAUUGAUUACUUCACCAAAUGGGUGGAGGCGAUAACUUUCAAAGCAGUCACUAAGAAGGCGGUCGUGGAUUUUUUCAUUCAAACAUUAUUUGUCGAUUUGGUAUCCCAAGAACUAUCAUCACAGAUAAUGUUGGAAACCUCAAUAGUAAUCUGA
This is a messenger RNA of Solanum pennellii, 5400 nucleotides long. RefSeq lists its product as uncharacterized. Gene Ontology annotation, molecular function: nucleic acid binding; RNA-DNA hybrid ribonuclease activity. The record is from RefSeq and is a predicted model, not a curated record. The coding region runs from base 1 to 5400 and encodes 1799 amino acids. The transcript is spliced from 4 exons. Lineage: Eukaryota; Viridiplantae; Streptophyta; Magnoliopsida; Solanales; Solanaceae.